CAGCAGCAGCAGGAGCGGCAGCGGCGUCUCCUCCUCAGCAGCGCGGAGGGCUUUAUCUCGAGAUUUACAUCAGCAGCAGCGUUCAUACAGGUUUGUGUCUGGAAGAUAAAGGAGCUCCUUCACCCUACAGCUAUCGAACAGAGGACCUGCAGUGAUGGAAGGCCAGUAAGCGGCUCUCUCUAUGGCUCAGAGGAAGAGGCCUGGGGCCAGCAGCAGCAGCAGCAUGGCCUCAGCAGAGCUCCAUGCCCCCUACCCCAGCGCCCCCACAGAGUGCCCCCCGGAGGAGUAUGAGGAGCAGCAGGACACCGAAGCCCCUGUGCCUCCCUACUGCGACCAGGAGGGGGCUUGUCUGCCCAACAGCCGUCCCACUACUCCUACCACUCCGGACCACGCCCACACCGACUACCGUGGCCAUCCGGACAGCCUGGAUGGAGACUCCAGCUCGGACUACGUCAAUAAUACAUCAGAGGAAGAGGAGGAGGAGGAAGAUUACGAUGAAGGGCUGCCGGAAGAAGAUGAGGGGGUAACGUACUACAUUCGCUAUUGCCCGGAGGAUGACAGCUACCUAGAGGGUGUGGACUGUAACGAGGAGGGCGAGUAUGGGACGGUCCGGGCUGAGCCACCGCCGGAUACAGAUGAGUGCCAGGAAGCGGUGGAGGAGGAGUGGGCAGAGGGAGAAGGGGAGGGGGACAUGGAGAGUGGGGAGGUGCGCUGCGAAAUUCUGGAGGAGCAGGACUCGGACCAGCAGAUUUACGACGGCAGGCCAGAACCUGUCCUGGACCACCAAAGCCUCCAUCAUCACCACCAUCACCACCACCAUCACGCAGAAGCCCACCAGGACCAGGCUCCGCCUCCGGUCCGAGACCAGGAUGAGGAAGAGGAUGGGGAGGAAAGUGAGGAUUACUGCCCCAAUGAUGAAGAAGAGCCAGAAGAGGAAGAACAGGACAGGGAGAGAUACACAGGGGACUACUACGCCCCAGAGGACAAUGGGAACUCAUACAGGGGCCACAAAGGCAUAGAGGGUGAGACAGGCGAGGAGACAGAGGAGGAUAUUGAUCAGAUUGUGGCUGAGAUUAAAAUGAGUAUGAGCAUGGGCAGCCUCAGCAGCGGGACGGACCAAAGCCCAGAGGAGCUGGGGGCGGAGCCAGCACCUGCUCGCUACCAGCCUGAAGCUCCGCCCAAGGCUGAACCCGCUGCUGCUCCGUAUCCUUCCCAACCCCACCGCCACGAUGGCAGGCCCAAAUCCCUCAACAUCCCCCCAGCUGGGCACAACCCGCAGCCACAGAGGGUUGUGAAGGGACGCUCCCGCACCCCGGAGGAGCAGAGGAGGUGGGCACAGGAGCAGGUCAGAGAACAGGUGUCUAACAGUGCAGAACAGCCGAGGAAGCAGCAGCGAUCUGAUCUGAACGGCCCGCUGGAGAACAACAACGUCCCCGAGCCGUCGAAGAAGACAGCAUCGUUCCCCAGCUUUGUGGACGUUCCUGGACCCUGUGAGCCUGAAGACCUCAUUGAUGGGAUCAUUUUUGCUGCUAACUAUCUGGGCUCCACCCAGCUGCUGUCGGAGAGAAAUCCAUCCAAAAACAUCCGCAUGAUGCAGGCGCAGGAGGCCGUGAGCCGGGUCAAGAGAGUUCAGAAGGCAGCCAAAAUCAAGAAAAAGGCGAGUCCUGAUGGGGACGCGCAGACGCUGACUGAAGUUGACCUCUUCAUUUCCACUCAGCGGAUCAAAGUCCUCAACGCAGACACACAGGAGACGAUGAUGGACAACGCCCUGCGCACCAUCUCGUACAUCGCUGACAUCGGAAACAUUGUGGUGCUGAUGGCCCGACGGCGCAUGCCCCGCUCUGCCUCGCAGGACUGCAUCGAGACCACCCCUGGAGCCCCUGAGGCCAAGAAACAGUACAAGAUGAUCUGCCAUGUCUUUGAGUCAGAGGACGCCCAGCUCAUAGCCCAGUCCAUCGGUCAGGCCUUCAGCGUGGCCUACCAGGAGUUCCUCCGAGCCAACGGCAUCAACCCGGAGGACCUGAGCCAGAAAGAGUACAGCGACAUCAUCAACACGCAGGAAAUGUACAAUGACGACCUCAUUCACUUCUCCAACUCCGAAAACUGCAAAGAGCUGCAUUUGGAGAAGCAGAAGGGAGAGAUUCUGGGUGUGGUAAUAGUGGAGUCGGGCUGGGGCUCCAUCCUGCCCACAGUGAUUCUGGCCAACAUGAUGAACGGAGGGCCGGCCGCCCGCUCAGGGAAGCUGAGCAUCGGUGACCAGAUUAUGUCCAUCAACAACACCAGCCUGGUGGGACUGCCACUCGCCACCUGUCAGGGAAUCAUCAAGGGCCUGAAGAACCAGGUGCAGGUGAAGCUGAACAUAGUGAGCUGCCCUCCUGUGACCACAGUCCUCAUCAAGAGGCCUGACCUCAAAUACCAGCUGGGCUUCAGUGUGCAGAAUGGCAUUAUCUGCAGUCUGAUGCGCGGGGGAAUAGCCGAGCGAGGAGGUGUGCGGGUCGGCCACCGCAUCAUCGAGAUAAAUGGCCAAAGCGUGGUGGCUACAGCCCACGAAAAGAUCGUACAGGCCCUGUCCAACUCCGUGGGCGAGAUCCAUAUGAAGACCAUGCCGGCAGCCAUGUUUAGGCUCCUAACUGGACAGGAGACUCCUAUGUAUAUAUGACUGAAAAAAGUCUCUGUGACUGGUGAGGAGCCAGCGCUUACUAAAGACUUUUGGAAGACGCAUCUCUGUCUAAGGAUAUCUGUCUUUUUGUCAUACGCCAGAAUCCUCCUCGCUCUUCUUUUGCUUCACAGAAAGUAACUUGCCACUCAUUUUCUCCUAACAUCUUAUUUUACACCCUUUUUCUCAUGAGCCUGUGGAUUUUGUUUGUGCUAUGCGUACAUGCAGUGGGAGUUUGGUCAAAUGGUGAAAGAUUGAGCCAAUGC
This is a messenger RNA of Colossoma macropomum (tambaqui), 2922 nucleotides long. It is a transcript of the gene apba2b, whose product is annotated as amyloid beta (A4) precursor protein-binding, family A, member 2b. Gene Ontology annotation, cellular component: cytoplasm; plasma membrane; dendritic spine. The coding region runs from base 182 to 2659 and encodes 825 amino acids. The transcript has 14 exons. Gene Ontology annotation, molecular function: amyloid-beta binding; protein binding. NCBI's taxonomy places the organism in Eukaryota, Metazoa, Chordata, Actinopteri, Characiformes, Serrasalmidae. Gene Ontology annotation, biological process: chemical synaptic transmission. The record is from RefSeq and is a predicted model, not a curated record.